Messenger RNA from Portunus trituberculatus (swimming crab), 1942 nucleotides. Its product is annotated as kinetochore protein NDC80 homolog. The transcript has 11 exons. Bases 1 to 1599 code for a protein of 532 amino acids. The record is from RefSeq and is a predicted model, not a curated record. Gene Ontology annotation, biological process: attachment of mitotic spindle microtubules to kinetochore. Gene Ontology annotation, cellular component: Ndc80 complex. NCBI's taxonomy places the organism in Eukaryota, Metazoa, Arthropoda, Malacostraca, Decapoda, Portunidae.
AUGUUGUGUCAGAACCAUUCACCUUCCGAUGCCAGUAGGCCUACCAUAAAUGUUGCCACUUCUCCAGUGCCUGAAACAGCAAUAGGAAAAGGCCUCUCUGAUGAAAUCCUUACACCUGUUCAGGAACAGGUAUUGCAUGAACCAGCAAUAGAAAAAGGCCUCUCGGAUACAACCCUUACACUUGUUCAGGAACAGUUCAUCUAUCAACAUUUGGAUUCCAACUAUACACUGCCACCUAGAUUUGAAGAAGAAAUUCCCAAGAUACUGAAAAAUUUACAGUGCCCAUUACAAAUCACCAAAUCUUCCUUUGUCACAGUUGGAUCUCCUCACACAUGGCCUGUUGUCCUGGCUGCAUUAGCAUUCUUGGUGGAUUUGGUCAAUAUUACCUUCAUCAUUGACUCCUCGUUGCCUGAAGAUGAUGAUGACGAUGAAAUCGGCAGUCCGCUACAUACCUGUAUAGAGGCCUUCAACUGCAGUGAUGAAGCUGAAGAGAAUGCUUGCCUUGAGGCAUAUGUAGAAACUUUAAAGGCCAAUGAGAAUGUAAGUGAAGAGGAUAUGGUGGAUCUCAGUGAAGCUUUAGAAGCGGCAGAACACGAACUGGAGUCUCUGCCCAAGGUUAAUGAUGAACUGAAGGACCUCAAGCAAUAUAAUGUAAAGGUUUCUGAUGACUUGGCCAAACUGAAUAAUUACUUGAAAGAUCUUAAAGUUGCUAUAGAAAACAAAAGUGCAAUGGAAAGGAGCAUAAAACAGUCAAUUAUGAAACUGGAUAUUGAGGAGAGUAAGAUAUUGGAAGAGAUUGAACGUUUGAUGAACCUCAAAAACCAACAAGCAUACAGUACCUCUGAGUUGAUGCAAUUGAAGAACCACAGUCAAGUAGCUAGCAAGGAAAUUGAAUACCAAGAACAAUUAUCAAAGGACUUGGGUAAUCAGGUGUGCAAUCUGGAAAUAGAGAUAUCAAAAUUUGAAACCAUCUUGAGAAACUCUACUGACCAGCUUAAGGAAUUGGUGGAGAAACUAAGCUUGAAUGAAGAAUUCCCUGACAUUGAUGUGAAGAGUGAGGAUGUAAUCCACCACUUUGAUGACAUCAUGUGUAUCUUAACAACACUCAGAAAAGCAGCAAAGAAAGAUGCAUCUCAGACACAAGAAAAAAUGUUACAAUUAAGUCAUGAUGUUGAGAGGGCAAAAGGAACAUUACAAGAAAAAGUGGCAGAAGGUAAUAAGCUGAAAACAAAAACGCGUCAUGUUAAAGAAGAAAACAAAAUCACACAAGAAGAAAUUAAAAGAGAGAUUCAGCUGAAAGAUGAAGAACUUGAGGAAUUGCAUCAAAAGAUUAUGGAAGCCCGCAAGCCACAAAAUAAACCUGCUUAUCACCUUCACCAGGUGGAUGACAUGAUCACUGUUAAAAAGCAAGAAUUAGAGAAGUGCAAGAAGAAAGAAGAGAAGUGUUUGCAUGAUGGACUUCAGUUCCAGAAGAAUUUCUUUGAACGGGGAAUGUGUAAUGCUGAAGUUCAAAGGAAACUUAUUGUGGAACACACCACACGCAUUAAGGCUGAAUUCACAAAACUUUUGGAAUGGUGUGAUUCACUAGAUAGUGACUGAAUAAAAAAGGAAGAAAAAAAAAAAACUUGCUGAACAUAUACAUACUGUGGGUCUUCAGUGUUAAAUUUUUUAAUUCUUCCACACCUAUAUUUUUUUAUUAAACUGAUUUUACUUUUUUAAGUUUACUACUGUGUCUUCCACAUCUAUAUAUUUUUUAAACUUUUUGCUGUUUUAUUAUUAUUCUUCCACUUCUGUCUUUUACUUUGUUACAGAUUAUUAUUUUUUUAUUUAUUUUUUUCUUCCUCAUUCCUCUACUCUAUACAUUCAUCACUAAACCAUAUUUUAGAACUUUUAUAUGUAUUUACAUGUAUAGAUUGGAAAGGAAAUAAACUUAUGAAAAUAA